AUGUCUACAACAAACUUGUUGCUACAGGGAGAUGGCGAAAUCCAAGCCAAAGACUAUCUUCUGGCUGUCAAAACCUUUUCGGAGAUAAUCUCAAAGUCACCCAAGACUUACCAAGCAUACUUUAAACGAGCAACUGCUUUCCAAUCGUUGCACAACUAUGAAAGUGCAAUCAGUGAUAUCAGUCUGGCAUUUUCUAUUGCCCAAGAAAGAGGCAAAAGAGAAGAUAUGGGACAAUGCUACUAUAAGUUAGGGUUGUUAUACUAUGCACAGAAAGAGUAUUCUCUUGCAGAGACUAACAUCUCCAAAGCUGAGGAAUAUAAUUGCAAGGAACCAGCUUUAGCCAUAUGGAAAAUGAAGAUUGAAUCAGAUAAAAAGAAGGCAGGUAUUGCUGAUGUUAAACCAGCGGUUGAGAUUCCAAACAAAAAAGAUCAAUUGGAUUCCAAGCCAGAAACUACACAAGCAGCACAGAUGGAUUCUACAAAUGUCGAUGUCAUUAAUAAACAUGCUCCCUUAAAGGUGAAAAUUCGUGAUGAUUGGUACCAGACAUCAGAUUCAGUAGUUGUAACGAUAUUUGCAAAGAAUAUCAAAAAAGAAGAUAUCGAAAUAGAUUUUGGAUUGUCCUCAGUACACGUUUCUUUUCCUACUGCUAAUGGAUCAGAAUACAAUUAUAAUAUGGAUCCCUUAUUUGCAAGUAUUGAUCCUGAAAAAUCAGAUUACACUGUUUAUUCAACCAAGAUUGAAAUCACGUUAGUGAAGCAAUCAAGGGGGAAAUGGAAUUCAUUAGAGGGAGCCAAGAAUAACAAUCAAGUACUUAUAACACCCACCGAACCCGCUGUAACUCAAACACAAGCAGCAUCAAGUCUAGCAUAUCCAUCGUCCUCCAAAAAGAAGAUAGAUUGGGCAAACUUCAAUGUUGAUGACGAAGAGGAAGAAGCUGCUGGAGGUGAUAAUGCAUUCUUUCAAAGACUUUAUGAUAGUGUGGAUGAUGAUACUCGUAGAGCUAUGAUGAAAUCUUAUGUUGAGUCUAAUGGUACUGUUUUAACUACCAAUUGGGACGAAGCAAAAGCUAAGACUUUCGAAACGUCUCCUCCAGAAGGUAUGGAAGCUAAAAGGUGGAGUUAA
Lizanozyma spartinae is the source of this 1122-nucleotide messenger RNA. It is a transcript of the gene SGT1, whose product is annotated as co-chaperone. Lineage: Eukaryota; Fungi; Ascomycota; Pichiomycetes; Serinales; Debaryomycetaceae. The transcript has a single exon. The coding region runs from base 1 to 1122 and encodes 373 amino acids. Gene Ontology annotation, biological process: protein stabilization. Gene Ontology annotation, molecular function: protein-folding chaperone binding. The record is from RefSeq and is a predicted model, not a curated record.